CGCGAAAAAAGAAAAGUAACCGACGAUUUGCUGCGAGAUCGCUUUUGCUUUUGUUAAAACAACGACGAAAUAACAGCAGAAAAAUACAGAUAGCGGAACGGCAGCAGUAGUUUUUCUUCGGUUAAGAACGGAGCAGUAAAAAAACCAAACUGAAAACAUCAUAAACCCGAUGCAAUUCCCGGACGAUUAGUUGCUGUUUUCCGCCGUUCGCUUGCAUGUAAAAGGAUAACAAAACGGAUCCAUCAUUACUCAUAUCGGCUGUAGCUCCCGAGUCGAAACAAAAAUGGAGUUCUACGCCAUUUAUCUACCCUACAAAGAGGCAGAGCUGUCCAUCAAAAGCUUCUACACCGACAAGGAGGAAGCGCUGAAGGUGCUGAAAGCGCACAAGGAAGCUCGUCUCAAAGCGUUUCGAACUAGCGAACAGGCCGUCGAUUUCUACCUGAACGGGCCGGAACCGAUUCCGGUGGCCCCGAGUGGAUCUAGCAGCAAUGCCAUCACUACCUCCCCGAUGCCGGCACCGAAAUCACCGACUCCCGGCACUGUGAAACUGAAACUGGACAAAACGCCUUUCAAGGGCCCGAAACCGCAGGAGCUGGUGGCGUUCCGGAAGAACGUCGAGAAAAACGAACUGGCCUUGGUGCAGAGCAUAAUCCAGGCCAAUCCUCGCUUCCUGGUGUCGUCUGGUGAUAUGCCAACAAUCCUGAAGGAGGGACCCCGCUACAAUGCGCUGCACGUGGCCGCCAUGGAGGGCAAUGUCGAUAUGUGCAAGCUGAUACUGCAGACGAUCGAAAAUCCUGGCUUCAUCGAACUGCUGCACGGACAGAGAACUGCCUCGACCGAUGAAGUCAGUGCCAUUUUGCUGGACAUGUAUUUGAAUAUGCCGGACAAAAGUCGGGGCGAGACGCCGCUCCACUUUGCUGCCAAGUUUGGUUGCGUUGGGGUUGUUGAGGUGUUGAUUUCUUAUCCGCAGUGCAAGUUGACAAAGAAUUCGGAUGGACAUAUGGCAAAAGAUAUAAUCUGUAGUAGGGCGAAGGAAAAAAACAACACACCGGAAAAUCGAAAAGCCAUCACCGAUCUGCUGCAGGAGCGCUUUUUCGUGCCGGUUCUACGUUCGAUGGAUAACAGCACUCCACCAGUCGUUGGCGAUCCCUUCACUUUGACGAAUCCUCCCAACCUAGAGGCCAAGGACAAGUUCAGCCCCAAGUUGGAAAUAAUGGCAUUUGCCGGACCUAUGGACAAGGAAAAGGCUCAAGUGUUUUGCAAACGGUGGAAAACUCCACCGAGGCUGAUUCCCUCGCCAAAGUUCAUUUCCCCCGUUAAAGCGCUGAGUUCAAGCAAAAUUCCGAUUGCCGCCGGAGGUCCGCUAAGUCCACUUUCUUCGACACCGAUUGUCAAGAAAACUGGCCGUAGAACUCUGUUUCCGAAUCGUUCCUUUGAGCUGGCUCUAGAACAGGAGGAACAGGAACGGAUAAAUUCCAUCAAUAACAAUUUCGAGAAUGAAGUUCUUAAGGAAGAGGAAGAUCAGGAAGUACAGGAGGAAAAAGAUCUGCAACAAAUGGCCGAUGAUGUCGAAGACGAAAAGAAUGGAAACAGUGGUGGCGUAAAUCCUUCAAAGGGAAGUUUCCGAAUUCCAGCGCUUAUAAACAGUCCUGUCAAAGGAAAAAGCGAACCGAGCAGUUUCCUAUUCCGAAAAUAUCGAGAACGGUUACAGAACAGCUUCGCAACCAUUUAUGACGAAGAUGGAAACGACACCGACGGUGAAGAAGACAUUAAUCGCGCAAAUAACGAUACCAAGAAUGGUUUCAACGAGCUGGAUGCUAUCGAUAAAGCCGGCAAUGAUGAAGUUGGUCACAAUUUCAGCUACUUCUGCGACGAAAACAACUCCUUCUACGAGGGGACCAACAUCACCGAGUCGCCCUCCUUCAAGGAGCGCAAACUUCGACUGACGGACACCGAAAAAGGCCUGGAAAUCAUCGGUCGUAACCUGGCCGAAGACCACGACGUGGGCUGGAAUGAAUACUGGAACUUCCUCGGAAAGUUUGCCAACUUCAGAACCACAGAAGGCCUCACUCUCCUGGAAGAAUACCUCUCGAAACGCCAACGUGACCUUGAACUCGCUGAACAGGACGCUGCAUUCCUGCAAAAUCUUCCCAUUUCAAACCAAAACCUGCCCCAAAACAUCCUGUCUCAAAACCCUCAGCACCGUCAAUCGUUACAAUCAAACAAGCAGAACGACAGCCUGCGAUCGCUUUGCGACGCCUUCGACAAAUUUCACGUCAAUGCCUCCCCGCUGCUCCCAUCCUCGAUAGCCAACCUGCGGAAACAACCGGACCAAAUUCGAUCCAACAUAACAAACCCUUACCUUUGCCUGCACAACUCGCUACAGAUCUAUGCCAAGCGCUUUGUCAAGAAUCUAGACGAAAGUUCGACUACCGCGAUGACCAUGGACUUUGGCGGUUUCUUCCAUUCGGCCGUCGUCGAUUGUGUACGGAAGCUGAACUCGCUGGUCGAUAACUACCGGAAGGAUGCCGCCUUCGGGGAGAUCGAUUUCGGGCGGGUUCACUCGCGCUAUGCGCAGCUGGUGGUGAUCGGCAUCGAGCGGCAGCCGGAAACGGCCGGGAAAAUGAUUCAUCGCCUAAUGCUGCUGCUGGACAAGAGCAGGGAGUUGAACUCGGCCAGCAAGUAUCCGGAUCUGCACGACAGUCUGGUUUGUCUGCAGAACUUCCUGGAUCUGUACAUCCACAAGAAGGAAGAAUUGGUGCGCAAAACAACUUCGGAAUCGCUGGACUCGGAGCCGGAAAAGCUAACCGAAACCGGCUGCAGUCGAGUGUGGCAGGAAGACCCGCUGAUCCGUUGCUGCAGCUGUCGCAUCGACGCGGGUUACACCAAAAAGGGUAGCCUGGAGCGGCUCAACAAGCGCCGGGAACAGCGAAGGAAAGUGCAGGCCUUACACAAUCAGUUGGUGCAACAGCAGCAAACGCCGGAAACAACCGCCGAUUACAAUCGGGCUAAUGUGGGCGUUGACGUUGACGUUGCUCGUUCUUUACUGUCCAGUUUCACCGUUUACCGGGAUCCGAAAGCUCGCGAGGCUGGUGAAAAGCUGGACGAUGAGGACGAAGAAUAUUUCAGUUGUAGCGAUACCGAACCGGACUCUGAUUCUGAUGAUGCGAACGUAAGCUACGAGACGCCUCCAUCCAGUCCUUCGUUCUUCUCGAACCAAACAGGAUCGACGAGUUCCGGGGUACAGUUUGAUUUCAGCGUCAAUUCGAUGACAGACGAUGACAACGGUUCGGCUGGUGCUGAUGAACAGUUUAUGGACAGCAAUGGAGAUCUGGAAGACCCGCAGGCGAGUCCUCUCGAAGGCAGCGAACCGCAAUCACCGGUGACAGAGAUUUACAAAUUUUACCUUGAGGGGCAGGAACCCAGCAAGCAGGACCUGGAUGUGCUGAAUGUGAUCGAGCUUAAGACAAUCGACGAGAGUCAAUUUCCGCACGUACACAAGUGGCGUGAAGCCAUACUCAAACUACCGGUCGAGGAACGAGAAAGCCUCGUCAUAAAAUGGCAGAAAUCGCGUUGGCGCAGCAAUAACAACAACUAUACAGCCCUGUCUGACCAAACAGGCCUCAACAUAUCAGACACGAUGGGCCAGAGCGUGCUCGGAAGCUCUCCUCCGUCAACUCCGGUUGGCCCUGUAGCUACAAGGAUGGCCGAAAGGGGUCCUGCCAUGUUUCGAUUUGCGCCUUACCCAUCGAUUGGUGGUGGCCGAUCCCAAAAUGAUUCGAUGGCCUCUUUGGAUGCUAGGUUGAGUUUGAUGAACAUUUCCGAUUACGAUCGACGGUCCGGCCAUCAAGCCCCACGACAUCCUCCGUUACGGUUCUCAACCGCGGCCACCCCGUCGUCUUAACGGUAAUUUUUGACCCUUUAUUUUACUCGCGAUAUCAACAUUAUUUUAAUUUAAGUUUAAGCCACCCUCUCCCCCUUUUUAAACAAUCCGAACCGAUAACAACACCUUGAAUAAAUUUCGUACUUCUUUUAGCCUUAACGAGUUAUUUAUCUAAAAGCAACAAAACCUGAACAAUCGUUUACACGUAAACCUUCCUUCGAUACUAUAGGUUCUAGCAAUAAGUUACUAAAUACCUGCCAAAAGAAUGAAACAACAAAUCUAAUCAUAAAUUAAAACUACACGUGACCCGUUAAGAAAAGGUUGCGCAAAGGUUCCGAGAACCGAAUUUGUUAGUAAAAAAAAAGUUAAGCUAAGCGAUGUUUCAGCAUGCACCAAAAUCACUCCUGGAAAAGUAAGUUUAUGAAAUUUAGUUAUCGUUUGGAAAGAAAGGCAAUCGACUCCGACAAUUAUUAUUUGGUAUAUUCGGCAUGUUUGUUAUUUCAAGCGCUCUCUUUAAAAAAAAAAACAAAUACGGAACAGCUAGAAGGAAUAAUUAAUAUUAAAGUCAGAAAAAAAAUGAGUGGCUGUAUUUUGUACUCGUACUCGUACCACACUUACACAUAUGUACUAUUUUAUACCGAUGAUCUAGCGAUAAGCGGAAUACCUACCUAGAGACGAUGAUGUUUAGACUCCUGGAGCACGUGCGACAAAUGUAACACAAUGUGAAUAGAAACAAUCAAUAGUUUAAACAAUG
This is a messenger RNA of Uranotaenia lowii, 4637 nucleotides long. RefSeq lists its product as uncharacterized. Gene Ontology annotation, cellular component: endoplasmic reticulum. Gene Ontology annotation, biological process: negative regulation of phosphorylation. The transcript is spliced from 8 exons. NCBI's taxonomy places the organism in Eukaryota, Metazoa, Arthropoda, Insecta, Diptera, Culicidae. Gene Ontology annotation, molecular function: protein phosphatase 2A binding. The record is from RefSeq and is a predicted model, not a curated record. Bases 284 to 3904 code for a protein of 1206 amino acids.